Molecule: messenger RNA, 4080 nt
Organism: Helobdella robusta
Lineage: Eukaryota; Metazoa; Annelida; Clitellata; Rhynchobdellida; Glossiphoniidae
Exons: 32
Coding region: 1-4080 (1359 amino acids)
Molecular function (GO): molybdopterin cofactor binding; FAD binding; oxidoreductase activity
Source: RefSeq, a predicted model, not a curated record
AUGGAUAGCACACUAACAUUUUAUGUGAACGGGGAAAAGGUCAACGUGUUGGAACCCGACCCAGAUAUGUCUCUGCUGACCUAUUUAAGAGACAUUUGUGAGUUUUUCUUUAUUAAUAAUAUUUGGAUAUUGUUUGGGACAAAAUACGGAUGUGGAGAGGGUGGGUGUGGGACUUGCACAGUGCUCCUAACGAAAAUCGUCAACAAUGUCCCGAAACACCUCAGUCUCAACUCCUGCCUCAUCCCAUUGUGUGCCAUGCAUGGAGCCGCCGUAACAACCGUGGAAGGCAUCGGGUCGAUCGGGACACGACUACAUCCUGUUCAGGAGGUGCUGGCGGAGAAGCACGGCACCCAGUGUGGCUACUGCAGUCCUGGCUUCGUCAUGUCCAUGUACGUCCUUCUCUGCAACAAUCCACACCCCCGUGAGUUGGAUAUCGAAGAAGCACUUCAAGGAAACUUGUGUCGAUGCACUGGCUACCGACCGAUCGUGCAAGGCUUCAUUUCAACAUUCGCUCGUCAUGUUAGUCUUUUAACGUCAGCCAAUUCUUUGCUGUUGUUGAAGUCCAAAGGCUGCUCUGGACAGGAAGAUAUGAGGGAGGGAGAACUGGAUGGCUCUACUGGAAACAAGAGAACCAACCAUGAAAAGAAUGGGAACACCGUUUUGCACACUAUCAACAAUAACUGGAAAAAGUCUCCAAAACUGGAUUCACAAUACCUUUGUUUCAAAUCCAAUCACGUGACUUGGUACCGACCCACAAAACUGAAUGAACUUCUGUAUUUGAAGGUCAAACACCCUCAAGCUAAACUUGUCGCUGGGAACACGGAGAUCGGCAUAGAGACUCGUUUCAAGAACAUGGAGUACCCUGUGAUCAUUUACGAUCCUGUGGAAUGCUGUCACGGAAAGAAAGAUGGCGAUGGUGAUCAAAAUAUUUGGGUUGGUGCUUCCGUUACUUUGGAAAGUUUGGAAGAGUUUCUGGAUGGAAAAAUAUCCUCCUUACCAGAAUGCCAAACGAGACUGUUUGCAGCCAUGAAGAAGGUGUUGCAGUUGUUUGGCAGUCAGCAGAUCAAAAACGUCGCCUCGCUAGGUGGAAACCUGAUGAAUGCCAGUCCAAUCUCAGACCUGAUACCCCUACUCGUUUGCGCCAGAUCAAAAAUGACCAUCGCUUCAGAAAGAGGUCAGAGAGAAAUUGUUUUGAAAGAAGACUUCUUCACUGGCUACCAACAGGUUGCCAUGGACCCGCAGGAAGUUCUCCUUCACAUCAGUCUGCCAUAUUCUCGUCCAUUGGAGUACUUCUGCAGUUUGAAGAUGUCUCGGAGGAGGGAGGAUGAUGUGGCCAUCGUCAACUCCGCUCUGUGGAUCAGAUUCAAACGUCAGUCACACAACCUCCAUGGAAGUUUCGUAGUUGAUGACGUCAUAAUAGCGUACGGAGGCAUGAGGGGGAGUGUUUUUGUGGCCACCAAUACGAUGAACGUUCUCAGAGGAAAAAAAUGGAACGAAACUUUACUGGAUGAGGCGGUUUCAUCUCUGUCGAAGGAGACGUCGUUGAAGAUGGGGUCGCCAGGGGGCAUGGAGGCCUACAGGUCGACACUUGCACUUUCAUUCUUCUUCAAGUUCUUCGUCCAUGUGUCUUUACAGAUGAAAAAUGAUUACUUCGAUAAACCUGUUCUUCCGCCAUCUUUGAACGCUAGCAACAACAACAACGACAACAAUAACAACAGCAGCAGCUAUUCAACAACCAGUAACAACUGCAACAUAAACAGAACUUUUGAAAAGAAACAGGUCGGUGGAUUGAGCAUUGUAGGACAGCCUGUGAUGCACUCAUCUGCUUUGAAACACUGCACAGGAGAAGCUGUCUACGUUGAUGACAUGCCUCGUUAUAAAGAUGAACUCUUUCUUUCAUUCGUCCUGAGCACAAAAGCUCAUGCGAAAAUUCUCGAAAUUGAUUACUCUGAAGUUUUGAAAUGCGAUGGAGUAGCUGGUGUGAUGGAGUUCCAUGAUGUCAAUGGCAUCAAUUUGUAUGCAAAAAUUUUCAAAGAUGAUGAUAUCACAAGUUCAAAUACCGUCAUAACCCAACACCAACCAAUACUCGGCGUACUUUCGCGCACAAAAAUUGAAGGCAGGAGGGCAGUUAAAAAGGUCAAAGUUCAAUAUGAAGAACUUGCACCCAUUUUGUCAAUAAAGGAAGCUAUUGAAAAUAACUCGUAUUUGGGUUCCUUACCGCCCUUUCAAAAUGGUUAUCCCCUAACUGUGAUGAAGACGUGUGAGUUUGUCAUCGAAGGGGAAGUUAGUUUGGGUGGCCAGGAACAUUUCUACUUAGAAACAAACGCUUGUCUCGUAGUUCCUCUCGAAGAUGGGGGCGUCGAAGUUUGGAGCUCCACUCAAAAUCCUCAGGAUGUUCAGAGAGUGGCUGCCGAUGUAUUGGGAGUGUCAUCCAGCAAAGUUAUGGUCCGAGUUGGAAGGAUAGGUGGAGGAUUUGGUGGCAAGGAAAACAAACCACUCCUCAUCUCACUACCUUCCAUUGUUGCCGCUAAGAAGUUCAACCGGCCCAUACGAUGCACGCUGGACAGAGAUGAGGAUAUGAUGGUCACCGGCGGCAGACAUCCCUUCCUUGCUAAAUAUAAAGUAGGUUUCAGAAAAGACGGUCACAUAGAGGCACUGGUCAUCAGUCUCUACGCCAACUGUGGAUGCUCCAAAGAUGCCUCUGACGCGGCGAUGGAGAAGGUGACCUUCCAGUUGGACAACAUGUACCACUUCAGGGACAUCCUCAUCGACAGGUUCAUGUGCAGGACAAACCUGCCCUCCAACACCGUCUUCAGGGGAUCGGGAGCUCCACAGGCCACCUUCAUUUGCGAGACCAUCAUGGAACACGUCGCCUGCCAUUUAAAACUGCCCUCUCUUGCGGUCCGGGAGCUGAAUAUGUACAAAUGUGGAGAAAGCACCAUGUACAAUCAGUUAGUGGACUGUGAAAAAAAUUUACGAAAUUGUUGGUUCCUAACAAAGGAUGGCUCUCAGUAUGAUAAACAGUUGAAAGAAAUUGAAGAGUUUAAUAGAACGAGCAGGUGGGUGAAGAGAGGCCUCAGUUUGAACGGCAUGAAGUAUGGCAUCGGCUUCCCUUUGUCCUUCUACCACCAGGCAGGUGCACUGAUUAAUGUUUACAGAGACGGAUCGGUUUUGCUAUCUCACGGGGGUACGGAAAUGGGACAAGGUUUACACACUAAAAUGAUCCAAGUUGCAGCAGAAGUUUUGCAAAUCAGUACAUCCCUUGUCCACAUCCAUGAAACCAAUUCCCACAUCAUUCCCAACUCCAGUCCCACUGCAGCCAGUUCAAGUUCGGAUCUGUACGGCAUGGCAGUCGUGUUGGCCUGUGAGAAAAUAAUGAAAAGAUUGGAGCCCUACAUGAAAUCUAAACCAGAGGGAGGAUGGAAAUCGUGGAUCGAAAGAGCUUUCAUCGAUCGUGUUCAGUUAACAGCUACAGGAUUUUAUAAAAAAGCGUUCAACUCACACGACAUCAAGAGUAACAAGGGUCUGAUGUACCACUACUACUCAGUUGGUGCAGCUUGUUCAGUCGUAGAAAUCGAUUGCCUGACUGGUGCUCUGCAGGUCCUGCGAACAGACAUCGUGAUGGAUGUGGGUAAAAGUUUAAACCCGGCAAUUGACGUCGGUCAGAUUGAAGGGGCUUUCGUUCAAGGGUUUGGUUUGUACACGAUGGAGGAAUUGAAAUAUUCUGCUGAUGGCAGGUUGUUAAUGAAUGGACCAGGAGUUUAUAAAAUACCGACCCUAUGCGACACCCCACGUGUUUUUAAUGUCACUCUGUUGAAGAAUUCAAAAAAUCUUAAAGCCGUGUAUUCGUCGAAGGCAAUCGGUGAGCCACCUCUGCUGUUGGCAGUUAGCGUUGUAGGAGCUAUUCGCCAUGCAAUUACAUCUGCUCGUCAUGAUGCAGGCCUAACAAAUGAAUGGUUCAGACUUGACUCCCCUGUAACCUGUGAGCGAAUCAGAAUGGCCUGUACGGACCAAUUCACGCAUUUGUUCAAAGAAGACGAUGUAGAAAAUUACAAGCCAUGGUACAAAGAUAUUAUUUAA